Molecule: messenger RNA, 2317 nt
Organism: Panthera uncia (snow leopard)
Lineage: Eukaryota; Metazoa; Chordata; Mammalia; Carnivora; Felidae
Gene: ABI1
Product: abl interactor 1
Exons: 12
Coding region: 159-1685 (508 amino acids)
Cellular component (GO): lamellipodium; intracellular anatomical structure
Molecular function (GO): SH3 domain binding; cadherin binding
Source: RefSeq, a predicted model, not a curated record
GAGAGAGUGAGGAGGAAGAGGAGGAGGUGCCGUCCCACAAUACCAGGCGGGAGGGCGGUAGGCGGUUUGUAUCCGGGCUGUGAGGUGCUCGGCGCCUCCGCGGACCUUGCUGCCUCUGUCUCUUUAACGCGAGAGGAAGCGAUGCAGAGGGGUGGAAAAUGGCAGAGCUGCAGAUGUUACUAGAGGAGGAGAUCCCGUCUGGCAAGAGGGCGCUGAUAGAGAGUUACCAGAAUCUGACCCGGGUGGCGGACUACUGUGAAAACAACUACAUACAGGCUGCAGAUAAGAGAAAAGCUUUAGAAGAGACCAAAGCCUACACAACCCAAUCCCUAGCUAGUGUUGCUUAUCAAAUAAAUGCAUUGGCCAACAAUGUACUCCAGUUGCUGGAUAUCCAAGCCUCUCAGCUUCGGAGAAUGGAGUCUUCCAUCAAUCAUAUCUCACAGACUGUGGACAUUCAUAAAGAAAAAGUGGCUCGAAGAGAGAUUGGCAUUUUGACAACAAAUAAGAAUACAUCAAGAACUCACAAAAUAAUAGCACCUGCAAAUAUGGAGCGCCCUGUAAGGUAUAUUCGGAAACCUAUUGACUAUACAGUUCUGGAUGAUGUGGGCCAUGGUGUCAAGUGGCUAAAAGCCAAGCAUGGAAAUAACCAGCCUGCAAGAACUGGCACACUGUCGAGAACAAAUCCUCCUACUCAGAAACCACCAAGCCCUCCCAUGUCAGGCCGGGGAACACUGGGACGAAAUACUCCUUACAAAACCCUGGAACCUGUUAAACCCCCAACAGUUCCUAAUGACUACAUGACAAGUCCUGCUAGGCUCGGAAGUCAACAUAGUCCAGGCAGGACAGCUUCUUUAAACCAGAGACCGAGGACACACAGUGGAAGUAGUGGAGGGAGUGGAAGUCGAGAAAACAGUGGAAGCAGCAGUAUUGGCAUUCCCAUUGCCGUGCCUACACCUUCACCACCCACUAUUGGACCAGAAAACAUUUCUGUCCCUCCUCCUUCUGGAGCUCCACCAGUAUCACCUCCUCCACCACUUCUCCCAGUGAACACUGUGAUAGCAGCGCCGGGCUCAGCUCCUGGUUCCCAGUAUGGCACAAUGACCAGGCAGAUUUCCCGACACAACUCGACCACCUCCUCGACAUCUUCUGGUGGAUACAGACGAGCUCCCUCUGUGACUGCUCAAUUUUCUGCUCAGCCUCAUGUUAAUGGAGGUCCACUUUAUUCUCAGAAUUCAAUUUCUGUUGCUCCACCCCCUCCCCCUAUGCCUCAGUUGACUCCACAGAUACCUCUCACAGGCUUCGUGGCCAGGGUGCAGGAAAACAUUGCUGAUAGUCCAACCCCACCACCGCCACCUCCCCCAGAUGACAUUCCUAUGUUUGAUGACUCUCCACCUCCGCCACCACCACCCCCAGUGGAUUAUGAGGAUGAAGAGGCUGCAGUAGUUCAGUAUAAUGAUCCAUAUGCAGAUGGGGAUCCUGCUUGGGCCCCCAAGAAUUAUAUUGAGAAAGUUGUGGCAAUAUAUGAUUAUACGAAAGACAAGGAUGAUGAGCUAUCAUUUAUGGAGGGUGCAAUCAUUUAUGUAAUAAAGAAGAAUGACGAUGGCUGGUAUGAAGGAGUCUGCAAUCGAGUGACUGGUCUGUUCCCUGGGAACUAUGUUGAAUCAAUCAUGCACUAUGCUGAUUAAAUUUUUUGCUUUUAAAGUAGGUUCUUAUUAUUCAGUCAUACUGUGGGACUAUUAUGGUUAACAGAAUUGUCUUAAAAUGUUUUCAAACGUGCCCAUAUUUUCAGGACAUGCUGUUUUAUUGGUAUAAUUGAAUGUCUACGUGUAAGCAUAAAUCUUUGAGGCAGUUUGUGUAUUGCUAAACAGCAAUUAAUACAGGAGGCUGUCCAUACCUGAUUAUGCUUAUGUACUUACUUACACAGUUAACUUUAUGACCAGCCUAAGUAUUCUGGGGGUGUGGGGUAGAAUAUUUAACAAAUCAUGAUUCAGACUGUACCAUUACAUGUUUCCGUGCAGCAUGGUUACUAACGCUAUGUCAGACUAAUAUUAAAAUCAGAAAACUUCAAUCCUGGUGCUGGUCAUACUUUUUGUUUAGACUUUCUCAUUCUUGAAAUAUAAUAUUUGUUUAAAGCAUGCAUACAAAUUUAUGUAUUGAAAUAUACUUAAAAAAUCCAAGAUGCUUCCAAUUUGUGUAAUAUUUACUUGGAGUACUCGUACUUAGGUCUCUUGAAAUGAAUUGAGUCUCUAAGGUCUCCAUGUGAAACAAAACAAAGGGUUAUCUGUAAUGUUGUAAUUUGUACCUAAGUUUUUUAAUG